AUGGCGCUGAGCCGCGGCAGGAUGGUGGCCGCCCUGCUGCUGCUGCUGCCGCGGCGGUUGGCGGCCACCCGGGCGGAGGCGGGCGCGCAGCCCCCCGAGAACGUGGUGCGCGUCCCCUGGGCCCUGCGGCUACGCCUGCAGCGGGGCGCGCAGCGCCGUCGGCGCGGGCAAAGGGAGGCGGCGGCAGCGCCGCAUCCCGGAAAGCUGCUGCUGCGGAGCCGGCGGCCAGAGCUGAGCCAGCCCCGCUGGCAGACGGUGGGGCGCUGGGAGCGGCCGCAGCUGGUGUCGACGGGCUGGAAGCACAGGAAGGCCUGCGGGGACUACUUCCAGCUGGAGCCCUCGCAGGAGGCGGCUCCCGCCCUGCAGGCGCCGCCGCCUGACGCGGGGCAGGGCCCGUCCUUCGCCGAGAUGGGGCUGCAGCCGGCGCUGCUGGCCGGCCUGGAAGGCCUCUCUGUCGGCCGCCCCACGGCGGUACAGCGCCUCGCCAUCCCCGCGCUGCGCCGCGGCCGUAGCGCCCUCUGCGCCGCCGAGACCGGCAGCGGCAAGACGCUGGCCUACCUGCUGCCGCUGCUGGACGGGCUGCUCUCCCGCCCCGAGGGGCCGGCGGAGGCGGCGGGGCCGGCGUCGCCCAGCGGGUUAGUGGUGCUGCCGUCGCGGGAGCUGACGGCGCAGGUAGGCGCGGUGGCGGAGGCGCUGUGCCGGCCGGCGGGGCUGCAGGUGCGCGGGCUGACGGGCGGCGGCGCCGCGGGCGGGCUGCGGAGGCAGCUGCGGGCGCCGCCGCCGGGUGCCGCCGUGCUGCUGGGCACCCCCGGGGCGCUGCGGGAGGCGCUGCGACGGCGCUUCCUGGCCCUGGGGCGGCUGCGCUGGAUGGUGUUGGACGAGGCAGAUGUCCUGAUGGACGACACCUUCGCGGAGCCGCUGGAGGAGAUCCUGGCGUAUGCGCCCCUGGCCGUUGGCGCCCCCGGGCCGGCUGGCCCCGGGGAGGCAAGGACCCAGGUGGUGGUGGUCGGAGCCACUUUUCCUGCGGGGCUGAGCGAGACGCUGGGGAAGUUCACUGAUGUGAGCCGGUUUGUCACCCUCACCACCCAGAGCCUGCACCGCCUGCCACCCCAUGUCCAGCAGAAGUUUGUCCGCCUCAAAGGCCAGGACAAGCUGCCUGAACUGCUGCAGCUACUCAGGGAUCACCCAGCGUCCGGUGGGACUGUUCUCAUCUUCUGCAACAGUGCUAGCACUGUCAACUGGCUGGGCUAUAUCCUGGAUGACCACAAAAUCAAGCAUCUGAGGUUACAAGGACAGAUGUCAGCAGCUGCUAGAGCUGGCAUCUUUGCCUCCUUCCAGAAGGGUGAUGCGUCUGUCCUUGUCUGCACUGACCUUGCCUCGCGGGGGCUGGACACCAGCAGCGUGCAGCUAGUGGUCAACUAUGACUUCCCAGACACCCUGCAGGAUUACCUGCACCGUGUGGGACGAGUUGGACGGGUUGGAAGCAAGGCACCUGGAGCUGUGGUUAGUUUUGUCACCCAUCGGUGGGAUGUGGACCUGGUACGGAAAAUAGAGACUGCAGCCCGGAAAAGGACAGGUCUCCCAGGCAUGGACUCCUCUAUUAGUAAGCCUCCAUCUAAAGGAGGUUGAUCCAGGUUGCCAAGAAGUAAUAAAUGGCCUGGUAGGGACUGAGUUUGAAGUUAUUAAGGCAGAGCGAAUGAGCUGCUGUGCGUAAGCUAGACUGAAAGAGUAUAGAAUUGAGUUUCAGAACCAGGUGAUCAGGUUAACUUUGCACACUGUUCUGGAACCUGCAGUUGUCAUUUCCAUAGGCAUCACAACUCAUGGCUUUCCAAAAGGAAGCUAGUGAGUAACAAAAUACCUUUGGAGAAGACUGAAGAAUAAUCUCAUCAGUUGCUUUUGUUUAAUUUUGUUGAGACUUUUAACUUAAAUUCAAAUCAGAAUGAAAGUAUGCCUGUAUGAUGUGCAGCUCUGGUGCAUUUCAUUGCUUACAACCAGCAGCAGCUAAACAUUCAUUAACUUUAACUAAUUAUAGAUAAAUGUAGAAAGACUAAAGGACAAAUUAUAUUUAAUUUUCUUGUGAUGUCGCAGUUCAUUCAGAGGAUUCUAGACCAGAUGCCUCUGAAGUUCAGUGAGAAUGAGAAAGCACAAUAAAGCUUGAGGCUUUUUCAACAUCUUAAUUUGUCAUUUUAUAGUUAUCUUUCACUGAGAAAGGGAACCUUGCUGUUC
Molecule: messenger RNA, 2226 nt
Organism: Grus americana (Whooping crane)
Lineage: Eukaryota; Metazoa; Chordata; Aves; Gruiformes; Gruidae
Gene: DDX28
Product: DEAD-box helicase 28
Exons: 1
Coding region: 1-1629 (542 amino acids)
Molecular function (GO): ATP binding; nucleic acid binding; RNA helicase activity
Source: RefSeq, a predicted model, not a curated record